Gossypium raimondii (Peruvian cotton) is the source of this 3506-nucleotide messenger RNA. Its product is annotated as bifunctional fucokinase/fucose pyrophosphorylase. Gene Ontology annotation, molecular function: fucokinase activity; ATP binding. The coding region runs from base 157 to 3333 and encodes 1058 amino acids. The transcript is spliced from 6 exons. NCBI's taxonomy places the organism in Eukaryota, Viridiplantae, Streptophyta, Magnoliopsida, Malvales, Malvaceae. The record is from RefSeq and is a predicted model, not a curated record. Gene Ontology annotation, biological process: GDP-L-fucose salvage.
UAAAAAAAUCCGACAGGAAAGGUAAUGAGGAGCAUGGUGGAUCCGAAAACCACAUGAUCGUUAACCCAACAUCCCUCAUAUCAUCUUCUUCAUCUCCUUUAUCUCCCCUUAACCGCUUCUCAAUCCCUUUAAUUUAAACCCCAAAUUCUCAAAAAAAUGGAUCCGAACCCACAAACAGUAUUACCCAGAACCAAACGGAAACCCGACAUAACCACCGUCCUUCGUAAAUCAUGGUACCAUUUAAGGUUGUCGGUGCGUCACCCAUCUCGGGUUCCAACAUGGGAUGCCAUCGUUUUAACAGCUGCCAGUCCCGAACAAGCUCAACUCUACGAUUGGCAACUCAGACGGGCUAAACGAAUGGGUCGGAUUGCUCCUUCUACUAUUACCCUCGCCGUACCCGACCCAGAAGGUCAACGGAUCGGAUCCGGUGCUGCCACACUCAAUGCUAUUCACGCCCUCACUAAACAUACAGAGCUAGUCGUUAACGGAGGAGAUGGUGCUGUUGGUUUAAUGGGUAAAAAGCAUAUUUUAUUACUUCAUGCUGGUGGGGAUUCUAAAAGGGUUCCAUGGGCUAAUCCGAUGGGUAAAGUCUUUUUACCACUCCCUUUUUUAGCUGCCGAUAACCCUGACGGUCCAGUACCGUUGUUAUUCGAUCAUAUUCUUGCAAUUGCUUCUUGUGCUCGACAAGCUUUCAAAAAUGAAGGUGGAAUAUUUACUAUGACUGGUGAUGUACUUCCAUGUUUUGAUGCCUCUACUUUGAUUCUUCCACCCGAUUCGUCGACCAUUAUUACCGUGCCUAUAACGCUCGAUAUAGCUGCUAACCAUGGUGUCAUUGUGGCGUUAAAAUCCGAGAUUUUUGAUGAAAGUUACACGGUUAGUUUAGUGGAUAAUUUACUUCAGAAACCUAGUGUAGAUGAGCUUGUUAAGAAUCAGGCAAUCCUGGACGACGGUAGAGCAUUGCUAGAUACUGGGAUUAUAGCUGUUAGAGGCAAUGCAUGGGUGGAGCUUGUUAAGCUUGCUUGUUCUUGUCAACCGUUGAUUUCCGAGCUUUUGAAAAGCAAAAAAGAGAUGAGUUUGUAUGAAGAUCUUGUGGCAGCUUGGGUACCUACGAAGCAUGAUUGGUUACAACAUCGCCCUUUGGGUGAAGCAUUGGUCAACAAAUUGGGAAAACAAAGGAUGUUCAGCUACUGUGCUUAUGAUUUUUUGUUUUUACAUUUUGGAACUUCGAGCGAAGUUUUGGAUCACCUUAGUGCAUCUGAUUCAGCGCUUGUAGGCCGAAGACACUUAUGUUCUAUUCCAGCAACCACUGUUUCAGACAUUGCAGCAUCUUCCGUUGUUCUGUCUUGUAAAAUUGCUGAUGGUGUCUCGAUUGGUGAAGAUUCUCUAAUAUACGACUCAAACAUAUCAAGUGGAAUCCAGAUUGGUUCCCAGUCUAUAGUUGUCGGUAUGAAUGUUCCAAAGGACAGUGAUAAUAUGGCAGGUAAUUCCAUAAAGUUCAUGCUUCCAGACCGCCAUUGUCUUUGGGAAGUUCCUUUGGUAGGAUGUACUGAAAGAGUGAUUGUAUUUUGUGGUAUCCAUGAUAACCCGAAAAACCCUCUUAAAAAGGAUGGAACCUUUUGUGGGAAACCUUGGGAGAAGGUCAUGCACGAUUUAGGUAUCGAGGAAAACAAUCUAUGGAGCUCCAGUAGCAGUCAAGAAAAGUGCUUGUGGAAUGCAAAAUUAUUUCCCAUUCUUUCGUACUUUGAGAUGCUUCGAGUGGGAAUGUGGUUGAUGGGUUUGAGUGAUGGAAAAAACCUACACUAUCUUCCCUUGUGGAGAAACUCACCUCGAGUCAGUCUCGAGGAGUUGCAUAGAUCGAUUGACUUCUCAAAAAUGUGCACUGGAUCCAGUAAUCAUCAAGCGGAUCUCGCAGCUGGAAUUGCUAAGGCUUGCAUUAACUACGGCAUGCUUGGGCGCGAUUUAUCUCAGUUGUGUGAAGAAAUUUUACAAAAAGAGACUUCUGGUGUCGAAAUAUGUAAGGACUUCCUAGCCCUUUGUCCCAAACUGAUCGAGCAAAAUUCUAAGAUUCUUCCCAAAAGCCGAGCAUAUCAGGUGCAAGUUGAUCUUCUUCGAGCAUGCGGAGAGGAAACAAAAGCUUAUCAGUUAGAACAUGAAGUAUGGGCUUCAGUUGCUGAUGAAACUGCAUCAGCCGUUAGAUAUGGUUUUGGAGAACAUCUCUUGGAGUCCUCUGGCAGCAAGUCUACUCUGGCCUUCAGGAACAAUAACCAUGUUAGCUCCAUGGACAAGCCUUUUUGUCCAAAAACUGUGAAAGUCGAGCUACCGGUUCGAGUAGACUUUGUUGGCGGCUGGAGUGAUACACCUCCGUGGAGCUUAGAACGUGCUGGUUGUGUUCUUAAUAUGGCAGUGAGCUUGGAAGGUUCUCUUCCGAUUGGCACUGUAGUAGAGACGACAAAUUCAAAUGGAGUCUUGAUUAUCGAUGAUUCUGGAAAAGAGCUACAUAUUAAAGAGCUUGCUUCAAUCGCUCCUCCCUUUGAUGGUGAUGAUCCUUUUAGGCUUGUGAAAUCUGCACUGCUGGUAACCGGAAUUAUUCGUGAAAACAUUCUAGUAUCAAAUGGCUUGCGAAUAAGGACAUGGGCUAACGUACCUCGGGGCAGUGGGUUAGGAACUUCUAGCAUCUUAGCUGCUGCCGUUGUGAAAGGACUUCUACAGAUCAUUGACGGUGAUGACGACAACGAAAAUGUUGCCAGGCUUGUUUUGGUACUAGAGCAGCUCAUGGGAACAGGUGGUGGUUGGCAGGAUCAGAUCGGAGGUUUAUAUCCCGGAAUCAAAUAUACAAGAAGUUACCCUGGAAUACCAUUGCGUCUCCAAGUCUUCCCUCUUGUGGCAUCUUCUCAAUUGAUUUCAAAAUUGCAGGAACGGUUGCUUGUCGUAUUUACCGGUCAAGUUCGACUAGCACAUCAAGUCCUACAAAAGGUAGUCCUCCGGUAUCUCCGACGAGACAACCUUCUCGUAUCCAGCAUCAAACGACUCACUGAAUUAGCUAAGAUCGGUAGGGAAGCUUUGAUGAACUGUGACGUCGAUAAACUAGGGGAAAUCAUGUUGGAGGCUUGGAGGUUGCAUCAAGAACUCGAUCCAUACUGCAGCAACGAAUAUGUCGAUAAACUGUUUGCAUUUGCCGACCCGUACUGCUCUGGCUACAAGCUUGUGGGAGCAGGUGGUGGGGGCUUUGCCUUAUUACUCGCCAAAAAUGCCACAUGCGCCAAAGAAUUAAGAAGCAUGUUAGGGAAAAACCCAGAAUUUGAUUCAGUAAUCUACAAUUGGACCAUCUAUUAAUAUUUUUUUAGUAUUUUUUAUAUCUGUUUUACGAUCUAUUUUUUUGGGGUUGUUGGCACCCUCUAUCUAAUAAUUAAUUUAAUUAAUAGACGAUAUAAUUCAUUGUAUUGUAUUGUAAAAUACAUUUCUUCUACAACAUUUGUGAAAUGAAUCAUCUUCUUUUAUUAUUAUUA